CGCGCCGCGCCUCCGCUGGGGCGGCGGCUCGGCCGGGCCGGGGGCGGCCGUGGGCCCGGGACAAGGAGCCUUUCUCCGGCCCCGCCACCGAGCCCCGCUGGGGACGGGCGGGCCCCCGGCGGGUCCCGUGUGGCCGGGGGACCCCCGGCAGCCGCGUCCCACGGGUGAAGGCUCGGCGAGGGCGCGGGGGGGGGAACCGCCGUGCCCGCCCUGGCCCCGCACACGGUGCCCCGGUUCCCCCAGCCGCAGGGCGCGCCCUUUCCCCCGGCGUGGGGGGCAGCGGGGAGGUGCGGGGCUCCCCCAGCCCCGGGAACUGGGGGUGCCCCUCGCCGCGCGUGUCCCGCCCCGUGGGGUGCCGGGCGCCAGGACGCCGGGUGCGCCGGCCGCCCGUGGGCGGGGAGCGGGCUCGGGCGGCCCCCCCCCCCGCGGGCCGUGGGCGGUGGAGCCGGGAAGCGGCGGGGCCGUGGGCGGAGGAUGUGCGUCAGCCGGGGGCAGCGCCGGGCCUGGGAACGGCCCCGCCGCGCCGGACGCCUGGUCGCGGCAGGGCGUGGGAGGGGGGGCGGCCGGUCGGAGGAGGGAGGUGGGAGCGCAGAGGGCUGUGGCAGAACCCCCGCGUCGGGGCCUGUGCCCGUGCGGGAGCCCUGGCUGCCCCCUGCCAGCCCCGGGGAUGUGCUGCGGGCCGCCCCCCGGCCCCCCCGGGCAGAAGCGGGCGGGGGCGGCUGGACCCACGCCAGGCGUCCGGCCGCGCCAGCCGCAGUAUAAAUAGCGUCGAGCCACGCAGAGCUGGAGAACGGGGUGGGGGCAUGAGACUCCCGCCGCGGCCGGGGGGACUUCAGCCUCCCUUCCCCCCUCCCUCCACCCGAGAAACCUCCCUCCGCUCCCCGUCUCGCUGCUCUGGAGCACAGCCAGACCUGUACUGUGUGGGGUGUUCACCCUGAAGCCUACCGACCGCAGCCUUUGUCUGCCGGUGACCGGGGAGCUGAGACACGAAGUGCUAGCGCUCCACAGGCACCUCGGCGUGCGAGGGGGUGGGCCGGGAGAACGGCGGGGUACCGCGGCCGGCGGCGCCGGGCAGCACGGCCGCGUCUCGCCGGGUUGCUACAGGAACCAGAGAUGCUGCCGGUGCAGUCCCCGUUCGUUGUCGCCCGCGGGACCUCGGCCGGGGCGGCUCCCGGUACACCCUUUGGCGACACCGGGGGGCCCCACGGGCACGGCCCCGGGUGCUGCCGGCCCGGGGUGCUGGGUGCCCCCGGCAGCACCGGCCCUGGACACCUGCGGGUCCGGCGCGGGUCCCCCCCGACCGGCGCCAUCUCCGGGGGGUUCCGCCUUCCCGCACGGACCUCGGUGCCUCGCGUGUGUGCCCCGGUUCCCCGCUGCCCCUCGCGGCAGAGGCUGCCCAGGCUGCGGGACCCCCAGUGCUGCCGUGCAGGGCGCCGGUUCCCCGGUUCCUCGCUCCCCCCCGCUCCCGGUGCCACUGCGCCUCCCGCCCGGGGGGGGCCGGUGCCGCCGCCCCCGCUGCCCCUUCCCCCCCCACCGCGGCCGCCCGCGCUGCGCUCGGCGGGGGCGGCAGCCGCGGGAUCCGCCCCCGGGGCCUCCCACGCCGCGGCGCAGCCGGGGCCGCUGCUAUUUCACGGUACCGCCCGUGUGGGCGGCGCGCAGAAGCGGCGCGGCGCGGCGGAGCGAACGCGCCUGGCCCGGCCGCGGGACCCCCGAGCCUCGGCACCCCCCGGACCCCCGUCCCGCCGCAAAGCGCCGUCCCCGGAGCCCCCCCCGCCGCGCCCCCGGAGCGCACGGCGGCCGCGGACGGGGCGGGCGUAACGGCCGGAGGCGGCUCCAGCCGGCGGCUCACCAUGGCCCUGCCCCGCACGCUGGGGGAGCUGCAGCUGUACCGGGUGCUGCAGCGUGCCAACCUGCUGGGCUACUACGAGACCUUCAUCCAGCAAGGGGGGGACGACGUGCAGCAGCUCUGCGAGGCGGGUGAGGAGGAAUUCCUGGAGAUCAUGGCGCUGGUGGGCAUGGCCACCAAACCCCUGCACGUCCGCCGCCUCCAGAAAGCCCUGCGCGAGUGGGCCUCCAACCCGGGGCUCUUCAGCCAGCCCGUCUCAGCCGUGCCCGUCAGCAGCAUCCCCCUCUUCAAGCUCUCUGAGGCCAGCGGGCGCAAGGCACUCAGCAACGGGCACGCCAGCCCUGGUGAGGCCGCGGGCAAGGGGGGAGGCAGCGCCGGGACGCCCCCAGCCCGCAGCCCCACAGAGCCAGGGGAGAAGCUGUCGCCGUCAGCAGCCCCGCCGUGGCCAGGGAGGAGCACCCCCGAGUCAGAGGGUGGUGGGGACGAGGAGCCAGGGGGUCCCCCCUUCUCCCCGGCCGGAAGCGGUGGCGAGCAGCCAGCGGGCACGGAGGUGCUGGAGCCGGAGCUGGUGCGGACAGUGGCAGAGAGUGUGGAGCGGCUGCUGCAAAGCUGCCCCCGGGGUGGCGAGGCCGAGCUGCGGGCGCUGAUGAAGCUCAACAAGAAGUUGGCCAAGGCUGUGGGACACAUCUUCCAGCUGGAGGAUGGUGACCGGCACAAGGAGGAGGAGAUCCGCCGGCACAGCGCGAUCUAUGGCCGCGGCGAGGCGCGGCGCCGUGAGGGCAAGCAGCUUACCCUGCAUGAGCUCAUCAUCAACGAGGCGGCCGCCCAGUUCUGCCUGCGGGACAACUCGCUGCUGCUGCGACGCGUAGAACUCUUCUCGCUCUCGCGGCAGGUUGCACGGGAGAGCACCUACCUGUCCUCGCUCAAGGUUGCCAGGGCGCAUCCCGAGGAGAGCGGAGCCACCGUGGCCAAGCGGCUCAAGCAGGAGGCAGGAGAGCAGAGCCGUCCCGAGCUGCUUCCGCUGCCGGUGGGGCCGGAGCCCCCCGGGGCUGCAUACCGAGCCAGCCUGGACGAGGACACAGGCAGCCUCUCCGGGGAGAGCCUUGAUGGCCACUUGCAGGCUGCGGCAGCCUGUCCCCGGCUGACGCCGCCGCCCGGUGCAGCCCCCGACGUGCCCCUCGGCCUCCCCCACCACGGGCUCUGGAGUCGCCACAUCCUCCAGCAGACGCUGAUGGACGAGGGGCUGCGCCUGGCCCGGCUGGUCUCUCAUGAGCGAGUGGGGCGGCUCAGCCCCUGUCUGCCAGGGAAGCCCCCAGGACCAGAGUUCGAGGACGGGCUGGCAGAACGGGGUCCUCCAGCCCCCCCAGAGCCACCCCGUGGCACCAUCAAGGUGGAGCAGGAGACCAGCCGGCAGUGAGGCCCCUGCAGCCCCCCCACCACCAUUAACAAAGCAAUAACGUGCUGGGGGACGGGUGCCGGUCGUGCGGCGGUGCUCCAGGUGCGGGGAGCUGGGGAGGGGUAGGCUACAGCCGCCCCCAGGGCCCCAUCCCCUCCCACACCGAUGCUCUGGUUACCUCAGCCGCAGCGGGAUGUGCCUCCCCGCAGCAGCAAUACCCUUGUCCCUGCCAGGCUCUGGGGCCCCCUGCGACCCUCCGGGGGCUGGGAAAACCCUCGAUGGACUCGAGCCGGCUGUACAGACCCUCCUGACCGCACCGGGCUGCCCGCCCCCCCCCCCGUCGGCUCACCCCUCGUGCUGACUGUCGCCCCCCGGGCCGCGUCGGGCAGGCGAGCUGCACCCCCGGCCCCGUCACUGUGCAGGGACAGGCGCUUCACCGCCGGCGCGUGAGCUGCGUACAGGAGCGCGUGCUCCCACGUCAGCGCCGCCACCCACGCUGGGCGCGCGGUGCCGGUGCGCGCAGCCCCGCACAGACCCCCGCAGCGCCCACGCUCCAGCCGCCAGCCCCCCCCCCCCCCCCCCGCAGCACGCACGUGCAGGCGCAUCAUGCACACGCAUCGCAACCCCCCCCCCCGCAGCACUGCGCCAUCCGCGUGCAGCGUUUCGGCUGUAAAUACCCCCUGCAGCAACCACAGCUCAGCAACGGUGCACCCCCCCUGCACGCACACCCACAGCUCCACGCACGCCUGCGGCACCCCGCACCGCCCCCCGCCUGUCUUCCCUCCCCCCCCCCCCCCCCCCGAUUACCUGUGUGCACCACCAUGCAUGGUCCCUGCGCCGCUGGGUGCCUCACAUGCGCACCCCAACCUCCCAGCACAAAGCAGGCGGCAUUUGACGGGCACUGGGGCUGUGCUGCCCCCUGCCAGCCCCUCGGGGGCUCUCCUGUCCCUUCCCCCUCCCCAAUUCCACGAGCCGUGCCCAGCGCCGGGGUCCCCCACCCACUUAGGACUGUGUGGUGUCUUUUUAGAGCAUUAGCGACUCCUCCUUUGUAACGUGUACAGUAGAUUAUUUAUUUUGUUAUUUUGGAAUAAAACUUUAUUUUAUGGCUUA
Phalacrocorax carbo (great cormorant) is the source of this 4352-nucleotide messenger RNA. The record is from RefSeq and is a predicted model, not a curated record. Lineage: Eukaryota; Metazoa; Chordata; Aves; Suliformes; Phalacrocoracidae.